AUACGACGGAUUGAAGACAUUACCGGAAGUUCUGCUGUUUACGAAAAUUCUAGUAAUUUCGAGUUAAUGGCUCUUCCAGGUGUGAAUAAGGACAACAUCCGCGCUGGGUGUAAAAGAUGCGGCUAUCCCGGUCACCUCACGUUCGAGUGUCGUAACUUUGUGCGUGUGGACCCGAGGAAGGACAUCGUUCUGGACGUGAGCAGUACGAGCAGCGAGGAGAGCGAGGAGGAAGGACAGCAGGAAGUCCACAAGGAGAAGAUCUUCGGGAGCGGCCGCUCUAAAGAUUCCCGAAGAGAGAAACAUAAAAAGAGGAGUAAAGAACGAUCUCAUCGAAAGGCAAAGAAAAGGUCUCAUUCAUCCAGUGAUGCUGAUGAUGAUGAAGAGGUGAGCAGGAAGAAAAAGAAGAAAAUCCACAAGAAGAAAGGCAAAAAGGAAAAGCGAGAGAAAGAGAAACGCUCGAAGAAGCGUAAGAAGAAACACGCGCAGGCUUCCUCCUCCUCCUCCUCCUCCUCCUCCUCCAACAGUUUGAGCGACUCCUCAGACACGGACUGAACCUCUUUCUGAUCCAGAUCUUCAUCUACACUUCAUCCUGCAAAACAAACCGACCGCUAGGAGAUGACUAUUAUCCCAACAGCAGUUUGUGAGGCUGAGUGCAAAAGUUUGUGCACCCUGGGGACUAAAGGAAAUAACCAACAUUCCAAACUUUUGCACUCAGCCGUCUGUGUGAAUGUUUUACUGUUUCAGUAGUGAAUCAUUUUCAUUUCUUUUCAUCUCUGAUCAUCUAUUUCUUUUUAUUGUUUGCUAUAUUUUUCACAAUAUUGUUAGAUUUUGUACAGAAAUAAAAUGAUAAAAAUGAAUAGUGUGGUUUCUGUACUUUUUUUUUUU
Molecule: messenger RNA, 885 nt
Organism: Ictalurus furcatus (blue catfish)
Lineage: Eukaryota; Metazoa; Chordata; Actinopteri; Siluriformes; Ictaluridae
Gene: srek1ip1
Product: SREK1-interacting protein 1
Exons: 5
Coding region: 67-552 (161 amino acids)
Molecular function (GO): nucleic acid binding; zinc ion binding
Source: RefSeq, a predicted model, not a curated record